Molecule: messenger RNA, 1797 nt
Organism: Bombus terrestris (buff-tailed bumblebee)
Lineage: Eukaryota; Metazoa; Arthropoda; Insecta; Hymenoptera; Apidae
Exons: 3
Coding region: 58-1797 (579 amino acids)
Source: RefSeq, a predicted model, not a curated record
GACAGAGAACGACACGUUUAACGGAACUAAUUGUGUUGAAAAAAAAAAGAGUUGAAAAUGGCAAAUUGUGAAGAGGAACAGUUUUCGACUGAAGAGGGUUCGACGCUGGAGGAGCUAAGAAAAAAGCUCGCAAGUCUGAAUCUGCCGAUAUCAGGUUCGAAGUCAGUGCUGAUGGCCAGGCUGAACCGAGCGUAUAAGGCUGGUCAAUCAACUCCGAAGGAAUCGAAGCGCGAUGAGGAAUCGGUAAAUCAGAGAAACCUAAGGAGUGGGCAGAGAGCUGAGCGCGAUCAGGAUGGAGACGAAGACCUCGAGAAGCUGAGGACGAAGGAGUUGAGAGCGCGCCUCGCUAGCUUGGGGUUAAAGGUCACAGGGAGAAAAUCUGAACUACGCGCACGGCUACGGGCGGCCCUGGAAGGAGACAACGUAUCGUCGGAAGAAGAAAGCGACGACGAAAGUGACAAUGAAGAAGAUGAGAGAGACGUGAUAAAACACGAGGGAGGUACGCGAGCGAUGUGCUCGGACCGUGAUGAAUAUCGCCAAAAGGCAGGUACCGUCUCGGUAUUAAGCUUUAAAGACGUCGAAGACGCAUUAGAAUUGUUUAGCGGCGACAAAGGUGAAAACGUGGAGCGAUGGUUCGAAUCAUUCGAAGAAGUCGCGGACACGUGUAUGUGGUCCGACGGUCAGAAGGCAGUCUACGCGAGGAAGCUGCUGAGGGGAUCGGCGAAAAUAUUCGCAAGCUUCGAGUGCCAUGCCAGGACUUGGCAUGAGCUGAAGAAGGGACUAAUCGGAGAGUUCUCCAGAAAGUCCAACAGUAGGCAAGUACACCAAAAGCUUAAUGGGACGAGAAAGAAAAGCGACGAGGCGUGCUUGGCCUACAUGUAUCGCAUGCUGGAAAUAGCCAGUCAUGCCGAUAUAGAGGAAGAAGUCAAAGUAGAGUACAUCAUAGACGGGAUAAUAGACGAAGAAGUUCUUAAAUCUAUGCUGUAUGGUGCUGCAUCCAUCAAGGAGCUAAGGAAGAGGCUAAUCGCGCACGAGAAGCCACUGUUGAAGCUGUAUCGCGUUGGAGCGGAGACUCAGCUGCAUACGGAUGCGUGCAGCGGGGGAUACGGAGCGAUCUUACUGCAACGCGACAGCGAGGACAACGUUUUUCACCCCGUGUAUUACUCGAGCGGAAAGACUUCACCGGCUGAAGAGAAGUACACCAGUUACGAGCUUGAGGUUUUGGCCAUCGUGAAAGCGCUGAAGAAAUUCCGUGUCUACUUGCUCGGCAUUCCAUUCAAAAUCGUUACAGAUUGUCAGGCAUUCGCAUUAACAAUGCGGAAAAAGGACUUGUGCGUGCGCGUCGCGAGGUGGGCAAUCCUCCUAGAGGAGUUCGAUUAUAAGGUGGAGCAUAGGCCCGGGACCAGUAUGAUGCAUGUCGACGCGUUGAGUCGAAAUCCCCUACCCGAGGUCAUGCUAAUAGACGAAGACGAACGAGGGAUAGUCGUACGUUUGAGAGAAGCGCAGUUGCAAGAGGAUGACCUGCGACAGAUCCGAGACAACAUAAAGCAGUACGAGGCCGACGGGCACAUCUUAAGAAACGAACUUUUGUAUCGAGAAGUAGAAGACGCACCGCUAUUGGUCGUGCCGAAGUCGAUGCAAACCCAAGUGGUCCGACGAGCUCACGAACGUGGCCAUUUCGGCGUUACCAAAACAGAGGCGUUGGUAAAAAGGGACUACUGGUUCCGGGGAAUGCGCGAGAAAGUGGAAAGGGUGGUGCGGAGCUGCAUCGACUGUAUCCUUGCGGAGAGAAUAUAA